Messenger RNA from Dentiscutata heterogama, 212 nucleotides. NCBI's taxonomy places the organism in Eukaryota, Fungi, Glomeromycota, Glomeromycetes, Diversisporales, Gigasporaceae. The record is from the annotation of a GenBank genome assembly.
AAGGAUUAAAACUUGUUGAUACUUCUAUUAUAAAAGCAAGAUCCUUCACAUCUACUAUAUAUAAUUCUCAACUAAUUUUUAGAAAAUUAAAAGAUAUAUUUAAAAUGAAAAAUAAAAAGCUUCUUGUAUCUAAUCUAGACAUUCAACCUGUUGGAAUAUUAAAUUAUCCAACUGAAUUAGAAUGGAAAUCAAGCAACAAAACAAACACUCUU